UCCAUCAUCGCUUCCGUUGCCCCUCUCUCUCUCAUCUUCUCGGUCUUGUCGGCCUCUGCUCUCUGCAACUGUAGCUCCUUCCUCUUCUGCAGCUGCCCCCGUGAAUUUGUUCUUUUCUGAUGAUGAUGGUCCAAAUCCGAGCAGGAGAGAGGUAUCGAUUUUGAGUUGGGGGCAAACUGCUACUAUUGAUUGUUCUUGGUGGUGGCGGCAGCCGUAGCUGAAUAUGGGGACUGUUCCUGGACUUACUGCAAGUUGUCCAGGAUUGUUAAGUUCGAGUUGUCCUAAGCUUUUUCUGGGUAAUCAGAGAUGCGGGUUCAUGAGAAACGAGAGCUUCCCUCGGUUUCGGUGUCCAAGCAGAAAGAUUUUGUACUUGAAUACCAGGCAUUUAUGCGACAAACGUGCGGCGGUGGCUGCCAGAAGAGGUAACCAGGAGUUGAGUUUCGACCCUGACUUGUCUCCAGAAGAACCGUUUUGGCUUGCUCUGAUUAAGGAAUUGAUUUGGUCUCUCAAGUCCAUGCUUUCAUUCUUGCGUGAGCAGCCUAGCCAGCUUAAAUACAUAGAGUGGCCAAGCUUUCAGAGCACGCUAAGGACUGCUAUGCUCACGCUGGUCCUCGUGGCAUUGCUCAUCGUUGCGUUAACAUCAGUUGACAUGGUCCUGUCCUAUGUAUCGAGCUGGCUUCUUAGAAAGAACUCAUGACCCAUGGCUUGCUCCUAGUCCUGUCUUGAGCUCAGUUUUGUUCAAUGGCAUCUGCCUUGUGAAGAGUCACACUUGUUGUGGGCGUGAUGUCGAGAAUGUAUCAUCCGGAUUUUGACAGGAAGCUCAUGUGCCGGUAGUUAUUAUUACUAGUGAUCUUCUGGUGAUGAUAGUAGGUCGAAAUCUACAUCAACCAGCCUCUCUUUGUUGUAAUUUUAUAGAUAAAUCAAAGCAAGUAUGAUUGCCCGUUCUGAUCCUA
Messenger RNA from Punica granatum (pomegranate), 953 nucleotides. The record is from RefSeq and is a predicted model, not a curated record. Lineage: Eukaryota; Viridiplantae; Streptophyta; Magnoliopsida; Myrtales; Lythraceae.